CCAGCCCUCCUCUCCCUACCACUCCUUGCUCAGCAAGUAGCCCAGUGCAAGGGGUGACUGGGCACGAGUCGGGGCUCAGGGACAUCGCAGAAGAGGGUGUUUCACUUCAGAUGGGCGCGGAGCCACGGAUAUAUAAACCCCGGAGCAGCGGCCUGCGAGGAUUGUUACUUGGCAGCACGACGAGGUGCUGCCACUGUCCCGGCAGCUCAGCCCCAGCGUACAGGAGCAGCACUGGAGCCACCUGGCCAUGGGCUCUCGCCUGCUGAUGAUGCUGAUGCUGCUUCAGGCAGUUUGGAAAGGUGCUCUGGGAAAAUCCCACUCACUGCACACCCGAGGAAUCAUCGAUUUGGCUGGAGCUAUAUUGUGUGGCACAGGACGGUCUCCCUUGGCAUAUAUUGGCUAUGGAUGUUACUGUGGACUGGGGGGACGUGGCUGGCCUAAAGAUAAAACUGACUGGUGUUGCCACAUGCAUGACUGCUGCUAUGACAAGGCAGAGAAGGAAGGCUGCAGCCCCAAGACACAGCGGUACCAGUGGGCAUGUGAGAAGAACACCGUGCAGUGCAGUAAGGAAAUACUUGCUCGUGAUAACCUGACAGACCGAUGUGAAAAAAUGGUGUGCCUGUGUGACCAAGAAGCAGCUAAGUGCUGGGGAGCAGCUCCGUACAACCCACACUUGAUCCUCUGGCCAGACUUUUUGUGUGGACAGACUCACCCCACCUGCCAUUUCAGAUAUGGGGGGCCAGAAUAGUCUUUGUAGAACCUUUCUUCUAAUCCUUUGAAUCUGAAAGU
Colius striatus (speckled mousebird) is the source of this 789-nucleotide messenger RNA. RefSeq names its product phospholipase A2-like. The record is from RefSeq and is a predicted model, not a curated record. The transcript has 4 exons. Gene Ontology annotation, biological process: phospholipid metabolic process; lipid catabolic process; arachidonate secretion. NCBI's taxonomy places the organism in Eukaryota, Metazoa, Chordata, Aves, Coliiformes, Coliidae. Bases 248 to 748 code for a protein of 166 amino acids. Gene Ontology annotation, molecular function: phospholipid binding; calcium ion binding.